Molecule: messenger RNA, 3520 nt
Organism: Micromonas commoda
Lineage: Eukaryota; Viridiplantae; Chlorophyta; Mamiellophyceae; Mamiellales; Mamiellaceae
Exons: 1
Coding region: 1-3453 (1150 amino acids)
Cellular component (GO): nucleus
Source: RefSeq, a predicted model, not a curated record
AUGGGUAAGAAGACGAAGAGCGUGAACAACAAGCAGAGCACCGGCAUCGACUUCAUCCGCGCCAAGAAGAAGGUUGGGCGCAAGAUCCGCAAGCAGGCGAACGAGACAAACACCGAGGUGAGGGCGAAGCGCAUCAACCUCUCGGUCCAGUCGCUCGGCACGGAGGGCAAGGGAGAUCAGGUCACGGGGCGCGGGCUGUCCAUGCCCGAGCUCCUGAACCAGUGCCAGCACUACAGCGCGAGGGUGCGGAAAGACGCGCUCGACGGCAUCAAAGAGCUCCUCGAGACCCAUCCCACGUCCCUCGUGCCGUGCGCGGCGACGUGCGUCGAGAAGGUCGCCGAGCGCCUCGUCGACCAGGAACAGAUCGUGCGCGCCGCCGCGAGGGGCGCGCUCAGGUCCGGCGUCCUCCCCGCCCUCGGACCUCACGGCAUCGCGCCAUUCGCCAGAAGAUUGGUCCUCCACGUCGGCGCCGCGCUUACGCACGUCGCGCCAGCUGUGCGCCGGGACGCGCCCGCCGUGCUCGAGGCCCUCCUCGACGCGUCGCCGCGGCUCGUCGGCGCGCACGCUCCCGCCGCGACGCUCCGACACCUCGCGGAGCUCCUCAGGCGCGGUGACGACGCGGCGUCCUCCAGCCUCGUGUCAGGCGCGAGCGACGGCUCGGUACAAAUCGUCGCCGGCGGGUUGUCAGCCAAGUUUGGGGACAUGACCGCCGCGCGGGUGGGUCCCACGCAGCCCCCCGCGAGGCUCGGGCUCCUGCAGUCGUGUCGCAGGUUUCUGGAGGUGCUCGUCGGCGCCACGACCGCCGCGCUGGACUUUGACACGGGCGAAGGUUACGACAAGGUUACGGCGAAGGGGGCGAUCAUCGCGGGGGGCGGUCACCGCUGGCGGUGGGGCGACGACGACGGCGACGAUUUGGACGGCUUGGACGGCUUGGACGGCGGUCCGGACGGGAAAGAAAACUCGAGGACGAGGCGUGCGGGGCGCGCGGAGGGCGCGGGGGUGGCGCUUCACGCGGCGAGGUGCGCGCGCGCGCCGGUAUCGGCGGCUCGCGCCGUCGAGGAGUUCUUCGGCUCGAGCUCCGGGGGUCGACGGAGUGGGCGAGUGGCGAACGGUCCGGGGGAUGGUCGCGAGGGCGUCGCCGUCGCCGCCGCCGAGCUCGCCGCCCUCCUCUUCGCCGUGUGGGACGAGGCCACGCCCACGCUCAAGGACGCGGGGGGCCCGAACCUGACCCGCGUCAGGGUCAUGGCGGAGGCGAUGUCGUGCAUGCAUCUGUGCCUCUGGCUCGUCGACGACGACGGCGACGGCGGGGACGGGGGCGGGGGCGGCGACGGGGGCGGGGGCGGGUCCGGCGCCGCGAUGGCCGCGGCGCUCCCGUAUCUCGUCGCCCGCGUCCUCCCGAUGUUUCCCGCGUCUGCGCCGCCCGUCGGAGACGUCUCCGUUCGCGGGGCGCUCGUGCGGCUCAACGCCGCCACCGCGAGGAUCCUCUCCGCCGCCUCCGAGGGCGCCGCGAAGGUGGCCGCCGCCGCCGCGGAGGACGCCGCGCGCGCGCACCGCGCGUUGGUCACCUACUCCGGCGAGAUGAUGGACCUUCCCUCGGCACCCUCGGCACCCUCGGCACCCGCCCACGUGGCGCCCACGUGGCGGUGGAACCACGCCGCGAGCGUCGUCGACGUCGACGCCGCGGAUCGCGCGACGUCGGCGGUGGCGGACUACCUCUCCGCGGCGCUUCGCGGCUGCGCGUUGGACGCCGGGCCGUGCGGCGAGGCCGAGCCGACGCGGGAGGGUGACUACGGCGACUUGCUCCGGAUGGCGCGAUCGGUGUUGUUGCGUCCGGCGCUGUACGGCGGCGGGGGCGAGUUGGGGGGCGGGGUGGACUCUGACGGCGGUGUGGACGAGCGGGGAACCGACGUCGGCGCCAGCGACGGCGACGAGGAGACCCGGGACGGGGACGACGAAACGAUGUGGGACGGGUACCCCACGGGUGGGACCGACGCGGCCGGGUCCAGGGCGGCGCUCGCACACUCCGUGGGCGCGGUGUGGAGCGAGGCGGUGGUGAGCGGUCCCCCCGAGGUACGCGGCGCGUGCGUCGGGUUGCUCGCCGCGGUGCUGCCGAGAGUCGCGGCGACCACCCGCGGGGAUGGACCGGGCGUUUGCGCCUCCGUCGGCGCGGACGUCGCCGCGGGUUGGCUGAGGCCCUACGCCAGGCUCCUGUGGGAGCUGAAGCACGGCGACCCGGGGACGACGUCGCGCGCGCUCCGGACGCUGCACGCGGUCGCCGCGCGGUGCUCGGGGGAGGGCGGGGACUCGGGAGACGAGAGUCCGCUGGCGGCGGCGCUGGCGGCGGUCGAGACCGAACUCGCGCCCUUCUUCGCGCGGGUUCCGCCGCCGGCAUCGACGGACCAGACGGCACCGAGGCGACGGGGCAAGCCCGGCCCCUUCUCCAAGCUCCCGGCCGCGUGCCAGCACGUCGCGAUCGCGCUCCUCGGCCAGCUGCCGCGGCUGUCGCCGACCACGUUGAGGGCGGCGGCGCACGCGGCGUUGAACGAGGACGCGGACCCAAACAUCGCCGUGCGCGCCGCCGAGGCGAUGACGUGCAACAUGCGGGCCGCGCCGCUCGCGCUCUCGGUGUCCUUCCUCUCCGCGCUGCUCACGGGGGCGGGGAGUUGGCGCGGCGCGAGGCGCGCGGCGCCCGCGGCGGCGAGGGCGCUGGUCGGGGUGGGCGACUCGGCUUCGCCGUGGGCUGGCGCGUCGCUCGCGUGGCCGGCGGUGAACCUCGCGGUCGUUCGCGCGGAGCGUGCGGGGGACGUGGAGGGCGCGAGGCGCGCGCGGUUCGGGGUGCUCGUGCUCGCGGCGCUCGCCUCGGAGGCGCGGCGCGCGCAGAGGGAGGCGAAGGAGGCGGGGUCGAAGGAGGCGAGCGCGCCCGUCGAGGGCGCCGAGGAACGGGUGAGCGCGCUGGACGUCGACGCCGAAGCCGCGGUCGUCGCGUGGGCGUGCGACGGCUUCGCCACGGCCCCGGGAGGAUCGGACGACGGCGACGACGACCUGCGCGGCGCGAGCGCGAGGCUCGCGAGGUCCGAUCCCGGGUGGGCGCGAUCCGCGCUCCGCCGCCUGCGCUCGACCCGCGUUCAACCCGCGUUCAACCCGCGUUCAACCUCCGCGACGAACGAGGGAGGAGAGGCGGCGGACACGGCGGGGGAGGAAGGGGACGGAGGCGACGCGAGCAGGUGCGAAGCCGUCGUGUACGCGGCGAGCGCGCUCGCGGCGCUCGCGGGUGACGUCCUCCCCGAGGAAACCGUUCGGGAGUUGGCGGGCGAAUUUAUCGCGACGAUGAGGACGUGCGAGGAGGCGGCGGACGCGUGCGUGAGGGACGAACUUCCCGGGUCGGCGCGGGCGGCGAGGGCCGUUCGCGCCGCUAAGCUCGCGCUGGACGGUGUCGUGGGGGGUUCGGCGUAGUUAGUCGUCCGGUGUUUUUCGGAGCGCGACGAAUAAAUGCGGCGAAUGGCUACUUUUGCGUAUUCAC